UAUGGAUUUAUGAAAAGUUUUGCCGUUUUGCUGUAAAUAAUGCAGCAUUUUUGUAGCGUCUCAGAUUCACGCAUGCUUACUUUGCUUGCUCGGUUCGCGUACCCUACUCCGUGACCAUCUCCACUCUGCUCUCAUGUACGCUCUAGCACGAUUCGAUGUCUGGAUUAGCAUUAGCUCAUCCCCAGUCUCGAAUCAUGUAUCCAAGCACGCACCUCCAACCCUUUCUUCUAAUUGAACAAUUUUGAAGUCUACGGCGCUAUCGAUACUGAAGAUGUCACCACUUGAUACAUAUAUUCUCAUACACAUUGAGAUUAUUAACAUGGUAGAAUCUGGGGAUCCGAGGUUACUGCGACUGAUGACAUCUGACACAACGCUAAGUAAGACACAGUGAGUUCUCACUGGACUCAAAUGUGGUGGAACUUGGCCAGAACUCGGUGGUCCGAUUUAUCCUUCACAUGCGCGUUCCUAAUCUCACCAGUCGAGAAUUCAUACCAGCCUCGAGCAAGUGUGGGAGAAGUUACACCGACGCAUGGUCCCCUAGAUCACAGGAGAAGGGGCACGUAAAUACUUGAACCGGCAACAUCCAAUCAACUUCCUCCAAGUACACUCGUCCCACACUUGUUCAACAACUCAACAACCAGCCAGACAAUCAGCCAGCCAAGAUGUUGUCCGCCAUAUCGAAACUCGUGACGCCACUGUCAUUCUCACUCACGAGCCCAGAAACCGUGAACACGUCCCCAUCAGUCUUGAACAAGGUAGAGGAAUUCAUCAUGACAUCGCAGCUCCAGUCUUGUCAUAAACCUGGCGCGAUUCGGAAUCACUUGCCGGAUGUUGCUACAGCCUAAAAAGGGGCCUUGCAUCAGAGCCAGCAAGUCUGUGCCGGAACGUUUUGUCAAGAUCAUGACGAACUGAGAGUUCUAAACAAUUAAUUCAUACGAUUAAACUUAGCAGACAUCAUCCUUUACUAGGAUCCCGCGAUCUCAUUCUCGUUUCCAUCCGGGAGAGCCACUAUUUCAACCAGUAUUCCCAAUUCGCUGCAGUGAUUAACCCCCCACAACUUGGCGGAAAUUUUGGAAUCAUCAAAAGCUGUAAGCGAUCCUCAAAUGUGUCUGCAUAUCAACGGACAUCUUGCGAACUUGAU
Messenger RNA from Periconia digitata, 1141 nucleotides. The record is from the annotation of a GenBank genome assembly. Lineage: Eukaryota; Fungi; Ascomycota; Dothideomycetes; Pleosporales; Periconiaceae.